Molecule: messenger RNA, 1553 nt
Organism: Cyprinodon tularosa
Lineage: Eukaryota; Metazoa; Chordata; Actinopteri; Cyprinodontiformes; Cyprinodontidae
Gene: wdr54
Product: WD repeat domain 54
Exons: 10
Coding region: 164-1285 (373 amino acids)
Biological process (GO): cilium-dependent cell motility; sperm axoneme assembly; cilium assembly
Molecular function (GO): protein binding
Source: RefSeq, a predicted model, not a curated record
CAUCAUACGCAGAGGUGCGUUGUCUCCAUGGCUGCGGAGGACGCAUAAUCCUGCUAGUUAGCUUAAAGGCUGUUCUGGGUUUCUGCUUAUAAUAUCUAAUGGGAUAUGUUCCAGGAUGACAGCUAAAUGUGGAAAUAAAUUCUGAGGUUUUCGAAACAAGGGUAUGAGCAGUGCCUUCCGGUUAAAUGUUAGAUUUUUAGCGUUUAUUGGUAUUUUUUUAGCAAUUGUUGCUAACAUAACUGUUAACUGUGUUAUUAAGGACUGGGGGAACACGAUGUAUCAUAAGGAAAAGAGUAUCCAGAUCAAAAACAGCGCUUCCGCGCUGUAUAACAACCUGAGCGUGUUGCGCAUCGCUCCGAGACGCCUCACAUACUUCACAGUAGUCCAUGCAAACGUUGUGAACAUGGUCAGCGCGUCCUGGGACGGCCUCAACUACUCCCAUCGUCAGCUGCAGUCCAAAGAACCCAACGUUGCAACCAGCACCUCGCUCAUCAUGCAGGCUGCUUUCUGUGUUUUACCCUUUCGUGAGCUGUUGGUGGUGUCGUCUCAAAAAGGCAUACAGAUGUAUGAAUCUGAUGGCUCAAUAAUGGUAUACUGGCAUGCACUGGACACUCCUGAAACACCCACAGAACAGGCAGUGUUUGCUCGAGGAAUAUCCGCUGUCUCUGACAAUUAUAUAUGUGUCGGCGUUUCAUCAGGAGCAGUUCUGGUGUUUGAUGUUCCAAGUAAAGGGAGCAACAUUACCCUAUCUGAGGUACUGGAGGAGCACAAGGAGGCUAUCACUGAUAUUGCUUCAGAGUGUUCUGGCAGCCAGGAGUGCUUAGCUAAUCUGGUCACUGCGGAUGAUGGCGGCAACAUGUGUGUGUGGAAAUCUGGGGAGGAAUUUCAACUUCUUAACAAGAUCCCUGGUUUGGACAUAACCUGCUCGUCUGUAAAGCUGUGGAAAGGUACAGUGUUGGCAGGAUAUGGCACGGGGCAGAUUCGUCUCUAUGAGGCGGUUACGGGCAUUCUUCACGCUGAGGUCAAUGCUCAUGCUCGUUGGAUAUACUCUCUGGACAUUGCGCCCUUUUCUGGACUGCUUUUGUCUGCUGCUGAGGAUUCCUUUGUCAGGGUUUGGCAUCUGGCUGUAACAACGGACACCAACAGCGUGGAGAUCGCCCACUUACACAACGAAUGUGUGACAGAUACACAGAUUUGCGGUGCUAAAUUCUGUGACGGAGACGGUUAUGCUUUUGCAGUGACAGGUUAUGAUCUGAGUGAGAUCAUUCGGUAUGUACAGUCAUAGACCAUCAGAAAGGCUAAAUGCAUACUUGUGAAUUUGAUUUGUAGUAUUUUUAUAUAAAGUGCAUGUGAAUAUAGGCUCACUAGAAUGCAACUUUUUGUGAUUUUUUUGUUUGUUUGUUCUGUUGAUGAAUAUCUGAAGCAGAAUACUAAAUAGCUCAGUAAUGCAAAGAGUGUUUGAAGAUGUGUGUAUAUUUCAUGUAUAAAGUUAUGCGGGCGUAGAUUUGUUCAUUGUUAUAAAAUAAACAGUAAAAAAAAUCUUUGAAAACUUA